AUGCUUGAAGGAAAGAAAAGGCGUUCCAAGUCAGGUGACAAUUUUACGGAGACUGCGCCAGACGCUACGCGGAAGAGCGCCAUUUCUGUGACCGAGGUAUCGUCAUCUAUCUCCAUCAGCGACUCCAUCACUGAAGCCACGACAGUGGUGCAUAAAUCUUCGAGCGAUGGCACCAUCGUGGGCAAGCGCUCCAUCUCGUUCGGAACUCCACGAAACAAACCGGCCAAGGCGCGCACGCCCUCCAGCGGUGCUCGUUCGGGCAAGGGCUCUAGCCAGGUUUCCGUGCUGACUGUGUCCAUUAGCGACAGUGAGGACGUGGAUCCCCGUGGACCACCGCAAUCCAGGAGAGCGCGUGCCCUCCUGACGCCCAGGUCGCGGCCGGAGAGCCCCCCAUGGACAUCAACGCAGCCAACUCAGCACGUGACGCGGUCGUGCAGCCGCCACCUCGCCAUGCAGCGGGCGGCGCAAAUGCGCGGCUACUCGAGAAGCCCUUCGCCAAAGCCCGGCUACGCGGUGGCAUCGGGGCGUAUGUACUCGGCAAGCCCUACACGUGUGCGCAGUCCCAUGCGUGUGCCCAGCCCUCGGAGGACGGUGUUUCAAGUCCUGGAUGAGAGCGCCUACUAUGCCGAGCCAGUGGUUCGGGACCGCGCACGCCUUAUGCGUCGCGAAGACCAACGCUUCCAAAUGGCCGCGGAUGAUCCGAAGCCUCAGCGCGACGGCAAGUGGCAUGAGCCGAAGCUUCGUGUGAGCUACGCGGCUCGUGUGCCAUCACGUGGCAGCCAUUCGGACAGUUCUGUCAGCUAUAGCGUGUCCUCAAAAACUGCACUGGACUACGAGAGGGGCGAUAGCCCACCAGGACUGACCCGGAGAGCCUCUCCGGACUGGCUCGAACGCAAUGGUUUGCUCCCGAAAGGGCCUUUGUCCCCGCCACCACCAAAACCCCCAGUGCCUCCACCAAUGCCACCCCCUAAAGGCUUCUCAAUGGGACCGCUUGGUUUCGAGAGCACCAGUACGUCAGCUUCAGCCAUACGUAUAACCAUGUCCCCGCCUCCCAUGCCCCCUGUCCCACCCAUGUUGCCGCCACCAACACCCACUGAAAUAGCAGCUUUACAGGCUGUAACGAUAACGAUGAAAGAUCUGGGACGGGAGCAAAGUUCCUCCGAGCAUGAGCUGUGCGCGGCGGAACUUCAGCGUCAGAUACUGGAGAAGCAGCAACUUCAACUUGAGCAACUGCUUCAACUUCAACAAACGCAAGAUUUUCAUCCACUGGAAGACGUCGAUGAACAGCAGUUGCAGCAGCAACUUAAAGAGCUGCAGAAAGUUCUACAACAGCAAGAAGGUGCACCCGUACUCCAGGUGCAGUUUCAAAGCCCGGCUGACCCAUCCGGGAAGCCUUCAACGCCGCUAGCUCAGUCUGUGCUUCAAGUGCAGUUUCAAAGUCCAUCACAGCCGCUGCCUCAAGUUUUUCAAGCUCAAAUCCCGACAAGAGCAGAGAGCCCCGGUGUGAUACAAGUUCAGCUCCAAAGUCCAAUUGCACCUUCGGAACCACAGCAAACGGAGUCCUUCAGUCAGAUUACUUCGCGUGUUGCGCAUCCAGAGCAACCAGGAGUACUGCAGGUCCAGCUUCAAAGUCCAUUAGACUUUCAAGCCCAACCAGUUUCCACCCAAGAAACUACACAACCCGGUGAAGUUUCAAUUUUACAAGCGCAGCUGCAGAGUGCUGUGGAUUUUUCUGCUCCGGCAGGACCUUCUCAAGUUGACCAGCUCAGCGUCCUCCAGAGCCCUUUAGAGCCUAAAAGCACAGCAUCGGAUCACGCAGGACUGUUUCAGAUGCAACUGCAGGGGCUAAUGGAUUUUUCUCAACAGCCACUCGCACAACAACAAUCUGAUCAACUUGGAGCAAUGCAAGCACAGCUGCAAAGCCAGCUGGGGUUUCCCAUGCAAGCGUCAUCUCAGGCUCAACAACCUGGGCAACCCGGUGUAAUCCAAAUGCAAUUCGGCAGUCCAUCAACGGCUUCUACAGGGUUCAUUGGCCAACAGACGGCGCAAGAAAGCCUGCUUGACCAGACAUUCCUGCAAUCAUCAACGCCACAAAUGGAUUUUUCCGGUCAGCUAAUGCCUGAAGUCCAUGUGGCCGGUUCGUCAAUACCGCAAAUCGGACUUUCAUAUCAAACAAUGUCUCAGAUGGAGCAGUCGAUGCAUCAAACAGGGCAGCUUGACCAGCUUGGUCCAUCAAUGCAAGAUCAGUCGUUUCUUCAAAUGCAGAUGCAAAGUCCACUGAUGACUUCAGCAGACUUCUCUAGCCAGCCAUUGCUGCAGUCACCUUUUCCAUGUCAGGAAAUGUCGCAAGAGCAAGGACUUGGCCAGAAUAUGCUUCUAGAGCAACAGAAAAGGCAAUUCUCACUACAAAUGAAUCACGGAACGUCUUCGAUGUCUAACUUUAUGCAGGAAUCGGUACAAGCUAUGCAAGCCUCAGGACAUGGGAUACCUGCUAUGCAAGGAAUGCAGGACUGGGCCCGUGAGCAAAUUCCAGGGGAGCCUAUGCCAUACAUGCAAGAGUGGGGGUCUGCGAUGCAUAUGCCUGGACAACAUUUUCAGAUGUCGGAGCGAAUGCCCGGAACAGCUAUGCGAGAUGCCAGACGUCAAGCUAUGAAUCAAAACUCGUUGUUCAACCAAACACCACCACAAGAACUUCCGUUCAGCCGUGGAAUGUCUCGAAAAGUGGCACCAAGUUCUUCCGUGCAAAUUAUGAAUGAAAUGAUGCAGGAAGAUCUACUUGCUAGUCGAUCAUCGCCGCAGAUGCAAAUCGCCGAACGAAGAAUGGAAGUUCAGCCCUCUGCAGAGUCGCCUUUUCGGGAUCCGUUUCAACAGAGAUCCCAGCCACAUACAGUGGUUAUGUUUCAGAGGUCUGAUCGGGAUAUUCGCCUUCCUCGACAAGAGAGCACACCAGAGCCAAGGAGUAGCGAACCGGGCAUGCAGCGCUAUCCGUGGUGCAGCCCCGAGGAACUUGCGAAACGGCCGUUCUUCUGGGGUACACCUGAGCCAAGGAGUAGCGAACCGGGCAUGCAGCGCUAUCCGUGGUGCAGCCCCGAGGAACUUGCGAAACGGCCGUUCUUCUGGGGUACACCUGAGCCAAGGAGUAGUGAACCGCGCAUGCAGCGCUUUCCCUGGUGCAGCCCCGAGCAACUAGCGAGACGGUCGUUGUUCUGGGGUACACCUGAGCCAAGGUCGCCACCCUCGGAUGCAUUCCCGCAGGCGCUUUCACCGCAGACGCCUUCCAGAACGGAGAUGUACCCUGGAAUGGUUUUUGAAUCGCCGCCCAUGCGUUGUCUUGAACCAUCAUUGCCUAUGCCCUCACCUUUACUACCCACAAAACCCCAGGUUUACCAAAGCUUCUUGGGUUUGCCUUCGCCUAAACAACCCACGAGACCCCGGGCUUACCAAACCUUCUUGCGUAUGCCCUCGCCUAUACAACCCACGAGAACCCGGGGGCCCCAUCCUUACGAAAGCUUCUUGCAUAUUCCACCUUCGCCUAUACAACCCGCCCACCAAAGCUUCUUGCGCCAUGCCCGUUCCCAGGACGCCUCUCCAGGAUUUCAUCAAUCCACGCCAAUACCGCAGCAGCAAUCAGAGCAGCCGAAAACGCCCCAGAUGCUGUUAAAGCCACCACAGCUGCCACAGUCGGCACGUACGCUGCAGCUGCAGCAGACGCCGCAGCCGCAGCAGCCGUCACCACAACCGCAGCCAUCGCAGUCACCAAAACAGCAGCUGCCGAAACCAUCGCAGUCAUCGCAAUCCCCGCAGCCACCAAAGCCUCCGCAGCCUGCGCAAACACCGCAGCAGCAACAGCAACAGCAGCCUGCGCAGGAGCAGCAGCAACAGCCGAAACAAGUUCACCAAAAGCUCCAGCAAACAGCGCAAAAUAGUGAGCCAUGUAUGCAGCAGAUUCCGCUACCCGUGACAGGCUACGAGCCUACAAUGCAAGGGCCUCCGUUUCCGAGGUUUCCGUUCCGUAUGCAGCGACCUCGCUCGGCAACACCUCUCAGAACACCUUCUCCUCUUCCGCCGAGACCCCCGUCCCCGUCGUUCAGUCCUCAAUCGCCACCACCGCGGUUUACCGACCUGCGUCAGCUUGAAUUCCAGACAAGGCUGCAGCAACAGAUGUUAGAGCAACAGCAGCAGCAAAUGCAGGAGCAAAUGAUGGCAGCAGCGCGCCUACAAUGUCCACCAAGGCCUCCAAGAAGCCCUACCGGCCCAGUCCCAAUGCACCGAAGCUCGCCCAAUCUUUUACCACCGUAUGGACAACAAAUGUUUAUGCAACAGCAGAUGCAAGACCAGUACCGUAUGCAAAGAAUGCAGCAAGCCAAUCAGAUUAAUCGUCUUCGGGACAUGGGAAGCGAUACUGAUGGUGGGGGUUACUUGCGCCGAAAGAUGCUCAGCGGUACAAAAAGCAGCCUGCCUGACAUGGUCAGUCCGUCAGAUUACGGAAAUACUACUGUAAACACAAAAUCAUUGGCAGCUGCAUCAAACUUGAUAGAAAAAAGGAAGCCACCGCCGCUCCCACCGCACAUUCAUGCGCACGCACAUGCGCAUAGGAACAGAACUAUCGACAUGCUUUCAUCAGCAUGCCUAGCCGAAGGCAGCUACGUGUCGCACCAGCUAAACUGGAACGUGAACCCCUGCGAAAGCAUGUACGAGUUCGUAUGCUCGAACAGCCCGGCCAAACCCGCUGAUGAGUUGCUUCUGUCCGACAUGGAAACUUCGCUGCUGCGCAAGCUUCGAGGUACAUCCACCGUAGGAAGCCCUGCAAUGAAGCUUAUACAAGACCUCUGGAAAGAGUGCCUAGAUCAAGAGACACGCAAUCGCCUAGGCUGGGGCCCCCUGAAGCACAUGUUCAAGGCUACAUCACUGGCAGACUGGCCAUACCAGCAGUUCACCACACAAGGAGAGCCAGCUAUUUGGCAGGCCGCAGCUCGCGCACUGCGCUACUUCGGCUUGGCCACGCUAGUUUUGUUAGAGCCCAGUGAACACCCUUUGUUGGGACGCAGCCCUCUGCUGGCCUUGGACAAGCCUGUGCUGCUGUUGCAUCCGGGAAAUGACAGCUCCUGGUACUACGAAGCAAUUUCCUUGGCCCUAUCUUCAGUAGCUCGCAAGAAUGUUGCCAAACACUCGGUAGCCUUGGACGUGACAAACUUCGCACGGCAGCUGUCCAGCGUUGUGCGGUCGCCGGGCGCCUCGGGUGACUUGGGCCGCGACGCCAAGCUGGAGCGUCUCCGCAGUGUGCCUCGCUACCGGGCAUUGCUGGCGGGCUACCUGCAGAAUGACAGCCUCGUGAACGACGACACUGAGCUGCUCCUGAGGGCGCCAGAGUACGCCAUCCGCCUCGGCUACCUGAUGGAUGACACGGCGCCGCACGUGGUGUUGAACUACAUCGGGUUCCGGCUGCUUGUUCACGUGUCGCCAUUUGUUCCCGAGUCGCUGCGCAAGCUGGUGCCUCUGCGGGCUCGACAGCUGGGACUGGGUGACCACGGCCCGGGACAGUUGGUGUGCCUGCGUGCCGUCGAGCACGCGUUACCCACGGUCUUCUACCGCGCGGCGUACGAGUUGCACCGGCCGCUGCUGGACGCACUGCUUGCGGCCGACCUGGGCGGCGUGCUGAAGCAGGCGCUGGCGUCACGGCUGGCACUCCUGCGCUGGCUGGACGGCGAGACGCGCGACCGUGCUCUACAGCGGCUUCACCAGCUCGAGCCUCGCCUGUUGUUCCCACCGUGGGUGACCGACACGGCCAAGGCAGAGCACGACGUUCGCCAGGCACCACGCGUGAUCGUGGGCGAAGGCCUCCGCUCGUACGCACGCAUCACCAAGCAUCUGAUGCAUCGCCGGCUGCAGAGCGCCGACCCGUGGCUCGGCCAGCCGCCUUCAGACGACCAGUGCUGGCUAGGUCCCGGCCGCCGCAUCCUCUACGUACCACUGACGGCACUGAAUGCGAGUGCGCCGCCUCAGGAGCCCUUCGUGCUGUUGCAGCUGGCGCGGCUAGGCGAACGUGCGGCGCGCUGCCUCGUACGCCUGGUGCUGGACGGUGCUGGCAGCCGUGCCGAGGACCCGCGAGCAUGGUGGACGCCCGCGGCGCGCCAGGGUCUUGCAGAGCUGCGCAAGUGCUACGCGCUGCAGAGCCGCGGCGACCGGCCGACCGCCGCUGAGGAGAGCGGCGCCCUGGUCGUCUCGCACGCGGCCUUCGAGGCACGCAUGCCGGCGCUCGACUUCCGUCUCGAAAACGCCGUUUCCAUGUCCCUGGACCAACUCUUCUUCAUCCACUACACGCUCGGAUACUGCACCGCCGACUCCGAUGUGGCGCGACGCGUCAAUUUGGCCCUGCUCAACUUCGGCGGUUUCCAGCGAGCGUUCACUUGCGACGCUGGGACUCCGAUGAACCCGCGCAAGAGCUGUGACUUCUGGUGA
Messenger RNA from Dermacentor silvarum, 6459 nucleotides. Its product is annotated as serine/arginine repetitive matrix protein 2-like. Gene Ontology annotation, molecular function: metalloendopeptidase activity. Lineage: Eukaryota; Metazoa; Arthropoda; Arachnida; Ixodida; Ixodidae. The record is from RefSeq and is a predicted model, not a curated record. The coding region runs from base 1 to 6459 and encodes 2152 amino acids. Gene Ontology annotation, biological process: protein processing. Gene Ontology annotation, cellular component: plasma membrane. The transcript is spliced from 3 exons.